AGGACUUCUCUCUGCUCUCCAUUCUGCAGCGAGAAGCACCGGUGAACUUGACGGCGCAGGUACUUUUAUAACGGGCUGGGACUGAAAAAAAAGUGAGUGGAGCAAAACGCAGUUGUCAUCUGCAAUCAAGAAGGACUACAAGCGUUUCAGGUGCGCUUCCGAUUAACUCUCCAUCAAACAGCUUGUUUUUCCAGUGAUCAGCCUGAGAAGAUCAUGCUGAGAGUUACUGUGACAGCAUCAGUGAACCAUGCAGCCCUUGCUUCUCUUGUUUAUUUGUAUCUGCAUCUCUUCAGCCACAUUGUCAUUUGAUGAUUACAUUUACACUGAGCCUGAAAGCACACUGAGUGUCAGCAUACCCAUUGAGGCAUCUCUAGAGCCUCUGAUGGGUGACACAAUAGUUCUGCCCUGCUACUUCCAGGACAACACUGUCAAUGACCCCGGUGCCACCACCAUUGACCCUUUGUCUCACCGGAUAAAGUGGAGUCUGGUCACCAAAGACAAGACCACAAACAUUUUAGUGGCAUCUGAGGGCAUAGUAAACGUGGAGAAAAGGUAUCUGGACAGGGUCUCCAUGGUGGAAUACCCCUUGACACCCACAGACGCCACCAUUAAGAUCACAGAGCUCCAUUCCAACGACUCAGGAGUGUACCGCUGUGAGGUCAUGCAGGGGAUAGAGGAUAAUCAUGAUUUUGUUAACGUUCAAGUUCAAGGUAUUGUUUUCCACUAUCGUGCAAUCACCACACGAUACACCCUCACUUUUGAGAAGGCCAAGGCAGCCUGUAUUCAAAACAGUGCAGUCAUUGCCACUCCAGAGCAACUUCAAGCAGCUUUUGAUGAGGGCUUCCACCAGUGUGAUGCAGGAUGGCUUGCAGAUCAGUCAGUCAGGUACCCUAUUCAUGAUCCUCGUGAGGCUUGCUAUGGCGACAAGUAUGAAUUUCCAGGAGUGAGGACAUAUGGAGUGAGAGACGUGAAUGAGACUUAUGAUGUCUACUGCUUUGCUGAGAAAAUGACAGGAAAAGUAUUACACAAAACGUCCCCUAAUAAAUUCACUUUUAAGGAGGCAGAAGCUGAAUGUGCAAAGUAUGGUGCCCAGUUGGCUACCACAGGACAGCUGUACAUGGCCUGGAAGGGUGGCAUGGAUGUUUGUAACGCAGGAUGGUUGGCAGACAGGAGUGUCCGCUACCCCAUCAACAUUGCCCGGCCACAGUGUGGAGGAGGCCUGCUGGGAGUGCGUACCGUCUAUCUGUUUCCCAAUCAGACCGGCUACCCCCACCCAGACUCCCGCUACAAUGCUUUUUGCUACUCUGAAAAGGAUGAGGAGGGUUCAGGCUUCCCUGACAUAUUUCCAGACAUGCAGAUGACUACAGAGGAGGGCAGUGGUGUACUGAGCGUUGGCACAGUCACAGACAGCCCCCAGGUCUUUUUAAGGCCCACCUCCACUGAGAGCGAACUACAGGGGGAAGUUGUAACACAUAAGCCUUCAGUGACCACAAGUGUUGACUUGUCAUACACUGAGCUAAAUGUUACCCAGCUGCCCAUUUUGCUACCUCCAAGUUCCAUUGAGGUGAUCACUGAUGUUGUGGAAGUGGUCACUAACAGGACCGAUCUUGGGUCAGAGGUUUCCCGUAUGAAUGAAACUGAAGCUAUCAUGUCUGCCACAGGGGUAGUGUUCCAUUACCGUUCAAGCUCCAGUCGUUAUGCCUUUAACUUUGUGGAUGCUCAGCUUGCAUGCCAGAGCAUCGGUGCAGUCAUAGCCAGCCCUCAGCAGCUCCAGACAGCCUAUGAGGCAGGUUACCAUCAGUGUGAUGCUGGCUGGCUCUUAGAUCAGACAGUCAGGUAUCCCAUUGUGUCUCCACGUGAGAAAUGUUCUGGUGAUUUGGAGCAUGUUCCUGGUGUGAGGUCUUAUGGAUUGCGUCCUGCAGAUGAACGCUAUGAUGUAUACUGCUAUGUAGACAAGCUAAGGGGGGAAGUUUUCCAUGCAAGUUCAUUCGAGGGAUUCACUUACAAUGAAGCAGUGGCUUACUGCCAAGGCCAGAAUGCCUCCCUGGCCUCCACUGGAGACCUGUAUGCAGCCUGGAAGCAGGGAUUUGAUAAGUGCCGUGCUGGCUGGCUUCUUGACCGCAGUGUACGUUACUCCAUCAAUAACCCCCGACAGCAGUGUGGUGGAGGGAAGGCUGGAGUUCACACAGUUUACAUGUUCCCAAACCAGACGGGCUCUCCUGACCUGCACUUCAAAUUGGAUGCUUAUUGCUUCAAGGCACAUCUGGAUUUGUCUCUGAAUGAAAGUGAACCAAACAUAACAAUAACAGAAGAACAAAUAGUGAACAUCACAUCCUUCCCUAGUCUGCUCAGACCUGUUGCCCCCCCUACCACUUAUCCCAUCCCUGUGGAACCAUCUGGAUCAGGCUCUGGCUCAUCCGGGGCCAGUGGCACAGACGAUCUAUUAGGCAGUGGGAGCGGGGAUCAGCCAAGUGGAUCAUCUGGUUCCAGUGGAUACCUGUCAGGAUCUGGGUCCAGUAUUGAUAUUUCAGGGUCAGGUAUCAGCGGUGAUGGCUCAGGUAUUCUUGUGACCUUCUCAGGAAGUGGCACAGUUUUGUCAGGAGUUGGAUUUGCUUCAGGGAGACCCGAGGAGGCAGGUGAAGGAAGCACAGAGAUCCUCACCUUCCCCUCAGGCCUCUUUGGCGUGGACUUCUCUGGCUCAGGAUCAGGAAGUGGGUCGGGGUAUAGCUCUGAGGAGAGUGGAUCUACCUCAGAUGUUUCCAGCAGCUCAGGAGAGAGCGGUGAGAGUGGAGAACUUUCUGGCAUCUCCUCAGGAACAAGUUCCAGUGAGGAGUCCUCAGGUUUCAGUGGUUUCUCAUCAGGAGUUUUUCCCUUUGGAGGCUUUAGUGGAAUUUCAUUGGUUGAUGACAGUGGUGUCAUCAUGGUGGAUAGCCAGUGGGUGAAGGUAUCUACUGUUCCAUCUUUAACAGAACAGGAGCUGGGUAGAAGCCAUGUGGACUUCAGCGGAUCAGGGCAGAUCUCAGUGUCUGGGGUGAGUGGCGGCUUCUCUGGAAUGAGCGGUGACCACAGUGGUUCUGGAAGCGGUGCAUUUUUGGGGUCUGAAUUAAUUGAUCUUUUAAAACAAUCUCGUGACCAGGAAGCAUCUGGGGUGUUGUAUUUUGGGUCUGGUGAGGGGAGUGGAUUUACAUCCGGAGGCGAUGCCAUCGAAUCAGGGGCAUCAGCUAGUGGUGAUAUCACCCUCUUCACUAGUGGUGCCAUGAUGGAAAUGUCCAACAAGCCUUUCCAAGGCAUGGAGCUGGGACGGGGGGAGGUGGAGUAUAGUGGCACUGUCAGACUGUCCUCAGGGAGUGGAGAUGACCAAACUGUCUAUUCUAGUGGAAAAGAAUAUGAGUGGACCCCAACCACUGGUGACACACCAAAGGUGAAUUCCAGUGAUGCUGCCUCAGCACUUCUAUCAGCUCAAGGGCCAUCAGGACUGUACAGUGAUGCUGCAGGACCUGUGCAUUAUUCAGAACCAAAAGGGAUCUUUAGUAAACUUGAUGACAUUACUUCUGCACCUUUGUCUUCUACCAAAGAACCUGCCAUCUCUUUACAGAUCCCUUCUAUCACUGAAAGCCCUGUUGUGAAUGCUUCUGUCAACCCAUGUGAUCCAAACCCCUGUGGAGCCAGAUCAUGUUCAGUGCAGGAUGGCGUGGGCCUCUGUCAUUGCCCACCCGGACUGCGUGGAGAAGAGUGCCAGUUUGAAGUCGAUGUUUGCCAUUCAAACCCUUGUGCCAAUGGAGCCACCUGUGUGGAGGUGGAGGACACUUUCAAAUGCUUAUGUCUGCCCAGCUACGAAGGAGACCGCUGUGAGAUUGAUGUACACAGCUGUGAGGAGGGCUGGACUAAGUUUCAGGGCAACUGUUAUUUGCACUUGUCGGAGAGAGAGACCUGGAUGGACUCUGAGCAACGCUGUCGAGACUUAAACGCUCACCUGGUUAGCAUUAUCACUCCAGAGGAGCAGGCCUUCAUCAACUCAUAUGCACAAGACUAUCAGUGGAUUGGAUUGAACGAUAAAACAGUGGAAAAUGACUUCCGCUGGUCAGAUGGGACCCCGUUGCAAUAUGAGAACUGGAGGCCUUACCAGCCUGACAAUUAUUUUAACUCUGGUGAAGACUGUGUUGUAAUGAUCUGGCAUGAAAAUGGCCAAUGGAAUGACGUGCCUUGCAACUACCACCUACCUUUCACGUGCAAAACAGGUCCAGUAUCAUGUGACCAACCUCCUAAUGUGGAGAAUGCCAGGAUGUAUGGAAACAAGAAAGAGCGUUACCAGGUGAAUUCUAUUAUCAGAUACCAGUGCAAUGAAAACUUCACACAGCGCCACCUACCUGUGAUCCGCUGUAUGGCAGAUGGACAAUGGGAGAAGCCACAAGUGGAAUGCAUAGCCAAGAUCAACACCAGGCCACAGAAGAAAUCCACAGGUCAUCACUCACAUAAAGCGAAUAGCACAACAUUGGAGAAGCGUCUUUAAGGAGAUUUAAAGUGCAAGUUUUUUAAAGUGCAAGUUUUAUAUUUAUUAUCCAAGACCCUGAAUUAUCAAGCAUAUAUACCUGAUUAAAAAGUGUUAUUUUUAAGAUACUUUAAGUGCCCAUCUUGCAUAUAUUGCUGCCCCCUACUUAUUAGAUCACCAUAUUUUAAAUCUUAGUUAUUGACCCUUGAUGCAGUGCUUCAUCUCGUCUCUGCAGCAAAAGAACAGAAACCAAAAGAUCAAAGACCACCAGCAUUCUUAAAGAUGCCAGUAAAUAUUUGCUGAAGGCUUUACAUUUGGACUGGCUAGUGUUUCUUGGUGAAAAGGCACUGAGCUAAGAGCUGGAGGUGCUUAGUCCUUCCUCUAUGAAAAACCCCAAAACAUUUUUGUAUUCUGCUAGUAAGCAAAAUGUUACGUACAUGCACAACAAGAUGAAUGAAAUAUGAGGUGAAGAAAUGUGAAGUAUUAUUAUUAUCUAUAGUUUUUCGAGAGGAGUUAGAACAUUAGGAAAUUAGGAAUGUUAGAAAAUGUUAUAACUAUGAAAGACUUUUACAACAAAAACAAAACAAAAAAAGAGAGAAAAAUGAAUAACUUAUUUAUUUCUACCUAACCAGGCAGAUAGAAAACAACUUGCACAAGGAUGUCAUUCAUUUGUUAUGUCUGAGUUGGACAUCAUAAUGUGAAAUUAGAUCUAUUUAUUGAUUUGUCACAACAUAACACAAAGUACAUCUAUCUUUGACUGGGUGUGUCCAUCUUUUUUCAUGUUUAGUCACAAAAGCCAUAUAUAUUUUAAACAACAUCAGAUCUAGAGGCCAAAUCCAGUCAGAUUAUAAUUGUAAACCCAACCCUGGAAAUGUACUUGUGUGUUACAUAUUAUCUGUGUCGCCCAAGACUGUGCAGGGCAUAGUACUACAUGGUGACCGGAAUGACCCUUGACCAGAUAACAGCUAUUAUUUUAUAAUAAGCUUUAUAAGAGUCCUAAGUUCAGAUAGAACUAUAGAUGACAAGUGCCUUGUAAAUAUUUUGCAUUUGCCUGUUUCUGUGUUGAGACCUUUUACUUUGCUCUUUUGUCUUCUCGAAAAGUACAAGAGGCUGUGCCUCUUUCAUCGCAAUGCCAGGAGAACUCCUCUUUUAUACACCGUAGCUCUAUUUUCAUCUGACACAGCUGAAAUGACGAAUGCAGCAUACACUGCAGAAGAACAUGCACAAACAUUUCCUGAAAACAGCUCUUCAAGCAAAUACUUUGUUGCAUUGUCUUUUUAUUAUUUAGAAGGUGACAGUGUUCGACUUCGUGCCAUAUAUGACUGUGCCUGUAAGACCUAAAUGCUGACAGCACUGUCUUGAGGUCAUAUUGAUGGGGAGCUGGAGUUUCGGGAUGUGACAAAGUCAACACUGAACCCAUGAAAAAAAAAAAAAAACAUGAAGAUGUGUUGUCCUCUGUGAAAUAAAGUUUAAAUUUAGCCAAA
Myxocyprinus asiaticus (Chinese sucker) is the source of this 5973-nucleotide messenger RNA. RefSeq names its product aggrecan a (gene acana). Gene Ontology annotation, molecular function: calcium ion binding; hyaluronic acid binding. Gene Ontology annotation, biological process: cell adhesion. Bases 248 to 4510 code for a protein of 1420 amino acids. The transcript has 20 exons. NCBI's taxonomy places the organism in Eukaryota, Metazoa, Chordata, Actinopteri, Cypriniformes, Catostomidae. The record is from RefSeq and is a predicted model, not a curated record.